AUGGCGCAAGCAGCUGUGGUAAUUACUCCGCAAAGGCGUAAGCAGGUGCUCAAGGUGCUCUUCAUCUCGCUUCUGCUUGAUCUGAUCUCUUUCACCUUCAUCCUCCCGCUGUUCCCCAAGCUCCUCGAGUUCUACCGCGCCGUCGAUGCCUCUACCUCGUCUUCAUCAUCGAGUCCGACCCUUCUCUCUCGCGUCCUAAGUCUCCUCAAUGCAUACAAGAACACUUUUGCCAAACCGAUCAACGACCGCUACGACAUUGUCCUGUUGGGAGGUGCACUAGGCUCGCUCUUUUCCUUUUGCCAGGCCAUCGCGUCACCCGUCAUUGGCCGGCUGUCGGAUCGCUACGGCCGUCGCACUGCCCUGUUAUGGAGCAUGGUCGGUAACAUCCUCAGUGUCGCUCUCUGGGUCGCCGCCACAGACUUCCGCACCUUCCUCGCCAGUCGUGUCGUUGGUGGCCUAAGCGAGGGCAACGUCCAAUUGGCCAUGGCCAUUGCUACCGACAUCAGCGACGACAAGCAGCGCGGUGCUACCAUGGCUCUGGUUGGUGCUUGCUUCAGCAUUGCCUUUACUUUCGGUCCUGCUCUGGGUGCUGCUCUGUCCAACGUCACCAUCGUCCAGAGCAACCCCUUUGCUACUGCCGCUGGCUUCUCGCUCUUCCUCAUCGUUAGUGAGACUCUAUACCUCUACUUCUACCUACCCGAGACGCAUUUCGUCACUGCAACUGCCCUCAAAGAAGAAAAACCAGAUGGAGCUAAAAAGCCUGUGACUCGCCGCACGAAUUCGCACGCUCUACUCAACUUCACCCACCUGGCCUUCAUCCUCUUCUUCAGCGGAAUGGAGUUCUCUCUGCCAUUCAUGACCUAUGAUCUCUUUAACUAUGGCAGCAAGGACACUGGGCGCCUCCUCGGCUUCAUUGGCAUCAUUGCUUCCCUCCUUCAGGGCACCGUCACCCGCCGUAUGCAUCCCCUUCGCGUCGUUCAGCUGGGUGUUGUAUCAUGCUUGCUUGCUUUUGUUCUCCUCGCUCGUCUCACGACUCAGGCUCAGCUUUACGGUGCUGCUGCUCUGCUCGCCGUUACCAGUGCCACCGUCGUGACUGGUCUCAACAGUCUGAGCAGUUUUGAAGCCGAUGCUUCCGAACGCGGCAACAAGCUUGGAAACCACAGAUCCUUUGGUCAGAUCGGGCGCACCCUAGGACCUCUUUCCUUCUGCUCCUUAUACUGGUGGGCUGGUCGCGAUGUCGCAUAUGCUGUUGGCGCUACCGGCAUGCUUGGAGUUGCCGCACUUGCAUUCGGUGGUCUUCGUAAGCCUUCGCACGCGUGA
This is a messenger RNA of Aureobasidium namibiae CBS 147.97, 1320 nucleotides long. Its product is annotated as MFS general substrate transporter. Bases 1 to 1320 code for a protein of 439 amino acids. The transcript has 2 exons. Gene Ontology annotation, cellular component: brush border membrane. Gene Ontology annotation, biological process: transmembrane transport. NCBI's taxonomy places the organism in Eukaryota, Fungi, Ascomycota, Dothideomycetes, Dothideales, Saccotheciaceae. Gene Ontology annotation, molecular function: transmembrane transporter activity. The record is from RefSeq and is a predicted model, not a curated record.